AUGGAUCCUGGCAGAGACUUUAAAGCCGGCGAGCGAGCGAGCAAGGGGCGCGCGGCGGCGGUGGCGGCGGCGGCGCGCGACCCAGGGCGUCCCACAACCCGGUUCUCCCCGCCCGCAGCCCCGGGUGCUGCAGAGUCGUCUGGGGCAGUUUCGGGGCUGGGGGCCGCUCCGGACGGGUCUCGGAGAGAGGGAGGAGAGCGACUGCCUUCGGGACCGGCGAGUCUCUGCCAGAUUCCAGUCCUGCGAGUUCUUAAAGACGCCGCGCUGCGUGCGGGCUUGGCGAGGUUUCCCCCGUCCCCGUCUGCGUUGCUCGCGUAUCCGAGACUUGGGAGGCCCUGGCUCCGGUUUGAGGAGAGGAGGGGGCGGCCUGCUGCCUUUACAGGGCGAGGAGGUUUCAUGUUGGGUUUCUUCGCCCUGGCAGCACCGCGGUGGGGCGCGCCCUUCCCGCCCCCUGCUCACUCCCUGCUCGCGCCCCCAUCCCGGCGAAUGCCCCUGCCUGGAAACAAAGCCAAGCGGCCUUCGCACUCGGGCUCCGCGUUGGGGUUUAAUUUCUUUCUUUCUUUUUUUUUUUCUUUUUGGGCUUCCUUUGGUCUUGUUCCCGGCCAGGGAGAGGUGGGGGAGGGGAGAAAUAUCGAUCCUAGGCUUGGAAAAACCAGCCCUUUCGAGUCCCACACACCCUUUCCCCGCGCCACGGUGGAUCAGUGGCGGAGUUUUCCCAACUCGCCGCUCCACGGGAGGAGGGAAGGUUCCCGCACCACAGCCUGCUGGUGGGGAGGGUGCAGGAAGUGCGCCUCUAACCCCUGGCUGGGUGAAAGCUGCACCGCGGGGCAGGACCGAUUUCCUGGCAGCUACCCCGGGGAGCGGCAACCACUUCAGCAAUCGUGGAGAGGCGUCCGGGGGAAAUGGAAGACUGGGCUUAUCUGUAAUGAGUUUUGUCCCUUGGCUCUUGUAAAUGCAUUCCAGUUUCCUUUGUGCUAAUCUCCCCAGAUGGUCUU
Molecule: messenger RNA, 995 nt
Organism: Eubalaena glacialis (North Atlantic right whale)
Lineage: Eukaryota; Metazoa; Chordata; Mammalia; Artiodactyla; Balaenidae
Exons: 3
Coding region: 1-978 (325 amino acids)
Source: RefSeq, a predicted model, not a curated record